CAAGCAUCUUCUAAUCGUAGUUACCAAAAUAAGCAAGCUAGCACUAUUUAACAAUCACAACCAAUAACUCGAUCAGACAGUUGUAAACGUUUAUUUCUAUUCGAAGAACUAACAUCUUCGUUCAUAAAGUUCAAUUCGCAAAAUGCGUUUAAUUACCACCCAGUUCAUUUUUAUAUUACUUCUACUGUUUGUUUUGGACCUAUGCAACGCCGCAUCGAAGCAGUCAAAAUCGUCAAUGGCAUUACAAAAAUUUCAUAUUCGUCCAAAUCAAUUCUUCGAAGAACAAUGCGAGAAAGAAAUAAAAUAUCUCAUGAAAUUGGGAGGUCACAAUAAGGGAGAUAAUCCCAGCAGCCAAGAGUGUAUGCUAUUAUGUGGCGUUUAUAGACUUGGAGCAAUAGAUAAUCCCCCUUUGGAGCUGACCGAGCGUUUUCUGGAGGAGAAAAUAAUAGGUCCAACUAAGCAAGAGGCUUUAAAACAAAUUCAUAUGUGCACCCGUGCUGUUAAAAUCCCUGAUGCAUAUAUGUGCUCGCGAGCAAUGAAACUCCUAGAUUGCGCUUUGGAACAUAUUGUUGAUACUAAAUCGAUAAAAGAUGAGCUGAAGAAAAUUAUGGUGUGGGGCUGAAACAUGUAUCUAUUUGUAUGUUAGUAAGGUAAUAGGUACGUAUGUACGUAACGUACUGAAACAUUGAAUACUUUUUUUUUAUUGAAGUAAAAAAUGAUCACUUUCA
Planococcus citri (citrus mealybug) is the source of this 728-nucleotide messenger RNA. RefSeq lists its product as uncharacterized. The transcript is spliced from 5 exons. NCBI's taxonomy places the organism in Eukaryota, Metazoa, Arthropoda, Insecta, Hemiptera, Pseudococcidae. The record is from RefSeq and is a predicted model, not a curated record. The coding region runs from base 143 to 622 and encodes 159 amino acids.